AUGAGUUCAUUUAAGAGGCAGUGGUGCUUAUUGGUAUCUGCAAAAUUUGAAUUGUCUCAAGACCCAGAGACACCACAGUUCUGUGCCAAUGACCCUGAAGUGUUUGUCCAAGCAGCACUGUUGGCUCAGGAUUAUUGCGAUGCCAUAGACCUAAAUUUGGGCUGCCCUCAAAUGAUUGCAAAGAGAGGACACUACGGAGCAUUUCUGCAAGAGGAGUGGGAUCUUCUUCAGAGAAUGAUUUUACUGGCUAACGAGAAGCUCUCUGUUCCCAUCACAUGCAAAAUCCGCGUUUUCCCAGAAAUUGACAAGACAGUGAAGUAUGCACAGAUGCUGGAGAAAGCUGGCUGCCAGCUGCUGACUGUGCAUGGCCGUACUAAAGAACAGAAAGGACCACUUGCUGGCGUGGCAUCUUGGGAGCACAUUCAAGCUGUCAGAAAAGCUGUAAGCAUUCCUGUAUUUGCAAAUGGAAACAUCCAGUGUCUCAGGGAUGUGGAAGAAUGUAUCCGUAAGACAGGAGUGCAUGGUGUCAUGAGUGCAGAAGGUAAUCUUCAUAACCCAGCUUUGUUUGAGGGCCGAAACCCAUUGGUGUGGGAGAUGGCUGAGGAGUAUCUGGAGAUAGUGCAGAAGUACCCUUGUCCAUUGUCUUACGUUAGAGCUCAUCUCUUCAAGCUCUGGCAUCACACGCUUCAAGUUUACCAGCAGCUGCGUGAAGAAUUAGCAAAAGUGAAGACACUGGAGGGCAUUGUAGAUGUCAACAGGGAGCUGAAACUACGAUGUCAGGAAGAAAUAGCUAAUCAGAAAGAAGGAGAAAAGCCAAAAGAAGGGUUGCCUUUUUUCCACUGGAUCUGUCAGCCAUACAUCAGGCCAGGGCCAAAGGUGAGAUGCAAGGAGAAUGGAGCCAGUGGGACUGAAAGAGGUGUGCGAGGGAAACGUGCACUAGAAGAGGAGGAAGAUGGAAAUUCUGAGCUUCUGUCAAAGAAUAAGCAAAAAAAGAAGUUAAGAAAUCCAAAUAAAAGCUUUGAUCCAUCUUUGAAACCCAAAUAUGCAAAAUGUGAUCAAUGUGGAAACCCUAAGGGCAAUAAAUGUGUGUUUAACAUGUGCCGAGGAUGCUGUAAGAAAAGAGCAUUCAGAGAGACAGCAGACUGCCCAGGUCAUGGAUUACUUUUUAAGACCAAAUAUGAAAAAUCCCUUUCAUGGCAGAGUAGUCAAAGAGUAAUUCAAAACCCAGAGCACAGUCGGAGAAGAGAUGUAGAUGUGGGGGAGACUGCUGUACUGAAGGAGGCUGGUGACAGUGCAGUGUGAAGCUUUGGAAAUGAAUAGUUAAAGAGCUCCUGCCAGGCCUCUGCUUCCCUGGGCCAAAGAACAUGUCGUCUCCAGCUCACCACCAGCUGUGUGAACUUGUUCCACAGGUUUAUUAUAAGUUCUGGAAAAGUUUUAUUUAAGUGAAAAGCUGCUUACUCAGGGAAUUAUCCUGCAUUUGAAAUAAAAAGGAUGCAAUUAAAUUUCUAAUGCUGUGUUUUAAAGACUGAAAAUGCUGCAUUUCUGGGUGGGGACAACCAAUAUAAGCUGCCAUCACAAUCUGCCUCUUUUAUGUUCAUUAACCCUUCAUGUCCUGUUUUUAAUAUUUGGGAAUAAAUUUCUUGUAUUAGAACAGCGUUUUGGCACGCUAAAAAUAGCAGUGUCAAUGACUUCUUCAUUAAUUGAAAAUG
Molecule: messenger RNA, 1709 nt
Organism: Pterocles gutturalis (yellow-throated sandgrouse)
Lineage: Eukaryota; Metazoa; Chordata; Aves; Pterocliformes; Pteroclidae
Gene: DUS1L
Product: dihydrouridine synthase 1-like (S. cerevisiae)
Exons: 13
Coding region: 1-1302 (433 amino acids)
Biological process (GO): tRNA processing
Molecular function (GO): flavin adenine dinucleotide binding; tRNA dihydrouridine synthase activity
Source: RefSeq, a predicted model, not a curated record